Messenger RNA from Electrophorus electricus (electric eel), 1545 nucleotides. Lineage: Eukaryota; Metazoa; Chordata; Actinopteri; Gymnotiformes; Gymnotidae. The record is from RefSeq and is a predicted model, not a curated record.
AACGUGGCUAUGAGACAGGUUAUUUGGAGUUCGUUCUUUUUCGGAUUAAGUUUAUUUUUGCUUAAUAACCUUUUUGCUAAUAAACGUAAGACGGUGUUAUUGGACAUAGACUCUAGCAAGGAGUAUGGCAGACACAAAUCAAACUUUGUUUUCUUUCGAGCUCUUUGUGGAAUAUGUUAGCGUUGAUAACACUCGUAAAAUUAAUAUGGAGCCUGCAGUUGCCAUGCGUCUCUUGGAUUUUCCCACGCUUUUGAUUUACCACUCAGAAAAUGAUGACCCUUCAUCAAAACCAGUUUCUGAAAAAGUACACUUACUGUCUGAAACGUACUUGUAUUCCGAGGAAAACAGUUUUGUAUAUUCCUUCAAAAAAGGCAAGUCAUGCUUGUUUGAAAUCAAUCUAAAUUCACUCCACGCUCAUUUAUCGAACACCCCUCUCUAUACCAUGCUGCUGGAUGUAAGCGGUACUAUUCCGAAAUUAAUUGGAAGUUCGGUGAUAUCUCUUGCAAAACUGACCAACCGCGUCAAGCUAGACGUAGAAAAACGUGGAAUUUGGACACCAGCGUCUUACGGGGAAAAAGUAAUUAGCCCUAUUUUGAAUCUCAAGGGUGAAAAUAUAGGAGCAAUUUCACUUGCUUAUAAAAUAGUGAGUUUAGGGGCGAGUUUAAUUCCUCGGAUAUCCGAGAGCAAGCUCGAUGAAAUAUGUGCCUCUCUGAAACCAAACAGUACAUCUACAGAGAACAAUGGAGCAGAUGAAAUUCAACCAUGCUUGCCUGAGAACGUUACCUGUAAUGCUCCCUCACAGCCAGAUGAGCAAUCAACAGAGGUUCUGUUGUCUGAGACAAAAGUAACACAUGAUGCAGCAGAGACUACCCAGACUGAAUACAUCAAAAAGAAAGAUAUAUCAGUUGUUACUGAAGUAGAAUGUGGUGAACUGCUGUGGCAUACAUUUUGCCCUCCACCUCUAUUUUACUGUUGCAGAGAGAAAAAUCGACAUGCUGAAAUGGAAAGUUUCAGACUGGCAAAUCUGAGCAACAAGCAUACAGAGGAUAUGGUGACGUCAGCUGAAAUGGAAUGCACUUAUCAAAUAAAUGGACCAAAGAGGGGUGAACAGAACAGGCUAGUUUCUGAUGUAGCAGUACAACAUAGUCACACUGUGCCUUCUUUCCUUGGGGAUGCCAUUCUACAGUUGCCUCUACUGAAUGCUCUUAUUGGUGAACUUUCACAUCUUAGUGACCAGACACAUCAACAGCAACAUCCAUUUUCAGUUCCCCCCAAUCUAGUAUGGUUGUGUACUUCUGCAGAACAACCCUCUCCUACCCCUGCUUCAGGGAAUAUAGACAAAACUGGGUACCUGAAAACCGCUGCUUCUCCAAUUCAAACAGCAGUUCAAUUACUUAGUCCUAGACAGAGUACCUCUCAUGUGCCCCUUAAAGGUCAACAAGAAAGACCAUACCACAAAAGCAAGCUUGGGUAUGGCUUAACUCGUACCUUCCAUCUUCGACUUAAGCAGUACAUCAUCAGAUGACAUCAGAUUGUCGGCAUCCA